AUGCAGCUACCUAAUGUGGCUGAACUCAAGAUGAUUCGGCAAACCUUUCAGUUCGCAAAGUCCCUUCGAUGGGAUCGAAACACGACUUCCACUCGAACUCCACCACCAAUCUACGACGAGUUGUGGUUUCGUUGGGCCAAAGGUUUGGCACGGCAAAAUCAUGACAACUCAAAUAUCGAGACUGUUAUCGAUAUGAUUGAUUGGAAUCGUAUUCUAGAGACAUUGCAAUCAGAUUCUUCCCUUGCCAAAUAUACCGAUGACGAGCGACAAGGAAUGCACUUGUUGCAUUUCGUCUGCGCUUUACACCCGCCUGGUUCCGUGUUGGAGCUUCUCUUGAAAAGCUUUCCAAAUGCAAUAUUUGUGCAGAGCGCAAACUCUGGAAUUAUUCCAUUGAUGAUUGCUUGUGGAUCUAAUGCAGCCUCUGAAAUCAUUGAAACCUUGUUGAAACACGAUACCAGUGGAAGUGGUGCUACUCUACGGAUUACAGAUACUCAUGGAUUUUCGGCAGUGCACUGGGCUUGUCGAGAGGAUGUUUCAAGUCGAGUAUUGCAGAAACUGUUGCUCUUUGAUCCAAUGCUGGCAGAACUAAUCGAAACUAAUGGGAGUCGGCACAAGAUUACUCAUGUUUUGUUUCAAGGCGGCCGGAAAGAGAUGCUCUCGGACAACCAGGACACCAAGUUGAGAUUUUUGCUUCUGGCCCGUUUCAAGCUCCCGCUUGAUGAGGCGCAUUUUUUGUUUGCGUUACACGCGUCGGUCGCGUUGGAAUGUCAAUUUCCAGUAUGGAAUUACCUCCUGGCCGAAUGUGCAACGAUGGGAGUCGAUCGCGAUCCAUUUGGCAAUCUUCCAUUACACUACGCUGUGCAACAGAAACAACAUAAUAUCGGCGAACCAACAAAGCAACAAUGGUCAAGUUCGCAAUUACUCGAACGUGUUUUGAGACUUUCUCCCGAAGCUGCAUCAAGCCGAAACAGAGAUGGUGAACUUCCACUGUCAGCAUCAUUGAAGAGUGGUUUCGUUUGGGACAAGGGCAUCCAAGCGCUGUUCCAUGCGUAUCCUGAGGCCAACUGCUUACUUGACCCUGUGACCAAAUUACAUCCAUUUUGUUUGGCAGCAAGUUUUUGCCAUGACUUGGCGACUACCUUUAUGCUGUUGCGACAGAAUCCUGAACAUGUUCUUCAAAGGUAUGGUAGCAAGUAA
Molecule: messenger RNA, 1197 nt
Organism: Cylindrotheca closterium
Lineage: Eukaryota; Bacillariophyta; Bacillariophyceae; Bacillariales; Bacillariaceae
Source: the annotation of a GenBank genome assembly